Molecule: messenger RNA, 2898 nt
Organism: Dama dama (fallow deer)
Lineage: Eukaryota; Metazoa; Chordata; Mammalia; Artiodactyla; Cervidae
Gene: STRBP
Product: spermatid perinuclear RNA binding protein
Exons: 18
Coding region: 313-2331 (672 amino acids)
Cellular component (GO): precatalytic spliceosome
Molecular function (GO): single-stranded RNA binding; double-stranded RNA binding
Source: RefSeq, a predicted model, not a curated record
AGACCGGAGCCGCGAGCGCCACCAGGGCAGCAGCAGCCGCCGCAGCCGCCGCCGCUGGGCUGAGGAGCCGGAGACGCAGGCUGACGAGGUGGCGGCGGCGGCGGAGCGGGAGCAGGGACCGGGCGCGGGCAGAGCGCGGCGGUGCGGUGUACUCUAGAGAACAAGCCUUCAGAUAUCUUUGCCAUAUUGACUCUGAGCCAUCAGGGGACUCAGGCUUAUGAGGAGGUACUGUCACACAAAACAGUGUCUAGUGAAGACGACAAGAAAGAGGGGAAAGGAUCGGAAGAAGAAGCUAAAAUUCUAUAGAAAACCAUGAGAUCUAUCAGAUCUUUUGCCAAUGAUGAUCGCCAUGUUAUGGUGAAACAUUCGACAAUUUAUCCAUCUCCGGAGGAACUUGAAGCUGUUCAGAAUAUGGUAUCUACUGUUGAGUGUGCUCUUAAACAUGUCUCAGAUUGGCUGGAUGAAACAAGUAAAGGCACAAAAGCAGAGGGUGAGACAGAAGUAAAGAAGGAAGAGGCCGUAGACACCUAUUCCAAGGAUCAAGGUGGUCGGACAUUGUGUGGUGUAAUGAGGAUUGGCCUGGUUGCAAAAGGCUUGCUGAUUAAAGAUGACAUGGACUUGGAGCUGGUUUUAAUGUGCAAAGACAAACCCACAGAGACCCUGUUAAAUACAGUCAAAGAUAAUCUUCCUAUUCAGAUUCAGAAACUCACAGAAGAGAAAUAUCAAGUGGAACAAUGUGUAGAUGAGGCAUCUAUUAUAAUUCGGAAUACAAAAGAACCCACGCUAACUUUGAAGGUGAUACUUACUUCCCCUCUAAUUAGAGACGAAUUGGAGAAGAAGGAUGGAGAAAAGGUUGCGAUGAAAGAUCCUCCGGACUUAUUGGACAGGCAGAAAUGCCUGAACGCCUUGGCGUCUCUUCGACAUGCCAAAUGGUUUCAGGCAAGGGCAAAUGGAUUAAAGUCAUGUGUAAUUGUCCUCCGCAUUCUCCGUGAUUUGUGCAACAGAGUCCCCACAUGGGCACCAUUAAAAGGAUGGCCACUAGAGCUUAUAUGUGAAAAGUCUAUAGGUACUUGUAAUAGACCUUUGGGCGCUGGGGAGGCCUUGAGACGAGUAAUGGAGUGUUUGGCAUCUGGAAUUCUACUUCCUGGGGGUCCUGGUCUUCAUGAUCCUUGUGAGCGAGAUCCAACAGAUGCUCUGAGCUAUAUGACCAUCCAGCAAAAAGAAGAUAUUACCCACAGUGCACAGCAUGCACUCAGACUAUCAGCCUUUGGUCAGAUUUAUAAAGUACUGGAGAUGGACCCCCUUCCAUCUAGUAAGCCUUUUCAGAAAUAUUCCUGGUCAGUUACUGAUAAAGAAGGUGCUGGGUCUUCAGCUCUGAAGAGGCCAUUUGAAGAUGGAUUAGGGGAUGAUAAAGAUCCCAAUAAGAAGAUGAAACGAAACUUAAGGAAAAUUCUGGAUAGUAAAGCAAUAGACCUUAUGAAUGCACUAAUGAGGUUGAAUCAGAUCAGGCCUGGGCUUCAGUAUAAGCUCUUAUCUCAGUCUGGCCCUGUCCAUGCCCCAGUCUUCACAAUGUCUGUAGAUGUGGAUGGUACAACAUAUGAAGCCUCAGGACCAUCCAAGAAAACAGCAAAGCUUCACGUAGCAGUGAAGGUACUGCAGGCAAUGGGAUACCCAACGGGCUUUGACGCAGAUAUUGAAUGUAUGAGUUCCGAUGAAAAGUCAGAUAACGAAGGCAAAAAUGAAACAGUGUCUUCAAACUCAAGCAAUAAUACUGGAAAUUCUACAACUGAAACCUCCAGUACCUUAGAGGUAAGAACUCAGGGCCCUAUCCUCACAGCAAGUGGCAAAAAUCCUGUAAUGGAGCUCAAUGAAAAAAGAAGAGGUCUCAAGUAUGAACUCAUCUCGGAGACUGGUGGAAGCCAUGACAAACGCUUUGUGAUGGAGGUAGAAGUGGAUGGACAAAAAUUCAGAGGUGCAGGUCCAAAUAAGAAAGUGGCAAAGGCAAGUGCAGCUUUAGCUGCCCUGGAGAAGCUGUUUUCUGGACCCAAUGCAGGAAAUAAUAAGAAAAAGAAGAUUAUCCCUCAGGCAAAGGGUGUUGUGAAUACAGCUGUGUCUGCAGCAGUCCAAGCUGUUCGGGGCAGAGGAAGAGGAACUCUAACAAGGGGGGCUUUUGUUGGGGCCACAGCUGCUCCCGGCUACAUAGCUCCAGGCUAUGGAACACCCUAUGGUUACAGCACAGCUGCCCCUGCCUAUGGUUUACCCAAGAGAAUGGUUCUGUUACCCGUUAUGAAAUUCCCAACAUAUCCUGUUCCCCACUACUCAUUCUUUUAGCAAAUGACAGAAGCUAAUUCCUAUUCCAACAACAACCCAGUACAUACAGAAUGUUAGCGAAAAAGCCUUUUUAUCCUGCUUUCUUUGAACAUAUACUUGAUCAAAAUUAUUUGUAAAGAACAUCUUUUCCUACUUUUUGAUUUUAACAAAUGCAAAUUUAGUUCUCUAAAACUUGAAAACAAACAAAAAAGAAACUAGUUCUGUGAAACGGUACCUCAUUUCCGGAAAAUAACUUAUACCAGCCCUUCUGUUCUAGGGAAAUAAGUCUAGCAGUUCAAAGUUUUAAGUUUUAAGAGGAAUAUCAGAUUAUGUAAAAUUAAAUUUGUGAAGGAUGUAUAGAGUCUCAAACACUGAUCACAAAUAAACUGCUUUGUUGUAACACAGAGUACUGCCUGGUUCCUGACGCAGUCACUGACGCUUAGCUGAUUGAUCUGUAUUUGCCCCAGGGCACUUGAAUUCGGGCUGUAGUUAUUUUUUUUAAUACAAUAGAGACUUUUCAUUUAAACUUUAACUUUGUAAAUAUUGAAGUGUGUAAUUAAAGCCAAUAAAAUAUGGGUUUGAAUAUUG